This is a messenger RNA of Polypterus senegalus (gray bichir), 3438 nucleotides long. RefSeq names its product cyclin-dependent kinase-like 1 (CDC2-related kinase) (gene cdkl1). Gene Ontology annotation, biological process: protein phosphorylation. Bases 814 to 1869 code for a protein of 351 amino acids. The record is from RefSeq and is a predicted model, not a curated record. Gene Ontology annotation, cellular component: nucleus. The transcript is spliced from 10 exons. Gene Ontology annotation, molecular function: ATP binding; cyclin-dependent protein serine/threonine kinase activity. NCBI's taxonomy places the organism in Eukaryota, Metazoa, Chordata, Cladistia, Polypteriformes, Polypteridae.
GUCCGAGGAGGGGCUAAUUGCGCGGCUAGUCCUUUAGGGGCCGGACAAGGAGAGGCGGCAGUCACGGCUCUCCUCACUCCGAUAGUUAUUUACAGGCGUAUGCAUCAACGGCGGUCGAAGACUGACUCACGUUUUGUUUGGAGACCCACCGUGGCGCUGGACGCGAUCUGAAUCCUGAACCCGGGGCGCCUCACCCGUUUGUUUCGCGGAGCGAGUGCCAGGCUUCCUGUGGCGGCGCUUGGUGUCGGGGUGGAGGAUCUGCUGCGGAGGAGUUCUGGGUACCUGCAUCCAUUCUGUGUCUUUUCUGUGGGCCAGCUUGGCUGUUAAUUCUUCUUUUCAUCUACCUUCUGAUUCGAAGUACUGUAUAUCUGUGAAGAUGGAAUGACAGAAAGCACACCGAAACGAGAGCGCGACCACCCGAAGGUGACUGGAACGGAGGUGCGCGCCACACGCGUCGGUGGAAUGGGCUUCUGGUAGCCAACGAACGCGCACAACAUGUGCAUUACAGAUUCCAUAAACUAGCAAACAUAACGGUGAUCAUUCAAUCUACAUCCCAGCGACACCGCGCAAAAAAAACAAGUCGCUUUAAACUGAUCAGAAACAUCAGCGGCCGCCCGGUAAUUUGAAAGCCUCCAGAUCAAGUGUGCUGCUUGUGAGCCCAGCCAGGCCCUUCUCCAACAAAGACGGAGUGCAGUGCCCAUGAGAAGCAGGCUGUUUUGCUUGGAGAGCUUCAAGUAUUUUCUCCGCCAACAGUGAAGUGUUUUUUUUUUUUUUUUACUGACACUGACAAGUAGUUCUUCAUCCUGUUAAGCCAUGGAGAAGUAUGAGAAGAUCGGCAAAAUUGGAGAGGGUUCCUAUGGAGUGGUGUUCAAGUGUCGAAACAAGGAUACUGGCCAGAUUGUAGCAAUCAAGAAGUUUGUAGAAUCAGAAGAUGACCCGGUUAUUAAAAAGAUUGCUUUGAGGGAGAUCAGGAUGCUGAAGCAACUGAAGCACCCUAACUUGGUAAAUCUGAUUGAAGUUUUUCGUCGGAAGAGGAAACUCCACUUAGUGUUCGAGUAUUGCGACCACACAGUGCUAAAUGAACUGGACCGCUACCCUCGAGGAGUCCCUGAAUCGCUAGUGAAAAGCAUCACUUGGCAAACACUUCAGGCUGUGAACUUUUGCCACAAGCAGAACUGCAUCCACCGAGACGUGAAGCCUGAGAACAUCCUGAUCACAAAGCACCAGGUCAUCAAACUGUGCGACUUUGGCUUUGCCAGGAUAUUAACAGGACCCUGUGACUACUACACAGACUAUGUGGCUACAAGAUGGUACCGGGCUCCUGAGCUGCUGGUGGGUGACACACAGUAUGGACCUCCAGUAGACGUCUGGGCAAUCGGCUGUGUGUUUGCCGAACUCCUGUCAGGCGUUCCCUUGUGGCCUGGUAAAUCUGAUGUUGACCAGCUCUAUCUCAUCAGGAAGACUCUGGGUGAUCUGAUUCCUCGGCAUCAGCAAGUGUUCAGUGCAAACAAGUUCUUUAGUGGCAUCAGCAUCCCGGUGCCUGAAAACAUGGAGCCUCUGGAGCUGAAACUCCCAGGUCUUUCCUAUCAGGCUUUGAGUCUCAUGAAGGGCUGUCUGCAGAUGGACCCUGCAGAGAGGCUGACAUGUGAACAGCUUCUGGAGCACCCGUACUUCGAUAGCCUGAGAGACGACUGUGAUGUGGCAGGAAGAGAGCAGGACCGGUCAAAGAGAAGGACACGUCUGCCCCGCAAGCACCUGCCCCCAGGGUAUCUGCCUCAGCUCACCAACAGCAACAUAUUCCCAGCUUUGGACAGCAAGAAAUACUAUGGAAAUUUACGGAAGUACAACUACCACUUUCCAAACAUCUGACAAUGGGGUAGGCAAUAAUAACAAGAAAUAAUUACAGUGACAAACACAAAAAAAGAUCCUAAACAACAUGGAGGGAGUGGAAUAUAUUCAGUUUCUAGUAGGCUUUGGCACCAUACCAUUUGGUGAGUGGCUCAAUAGCACCUCCUUCAUCGUUGGUUCUCCACUGUAAAUCUUACAGUAUCUGCUCAUCUGAAAGAAGACAAAAAACAGACUUGUGCAGGAGAUGCCAACAUGCAGAGAUGUUCUCCUCGUGACGAACUGCAUGUGCAGAAGAUAAACUGUGUUGUUAGGCUCUGGUGUGGGAUUUUCAACCACACUUGCUAAGAAUUAUUUAACUGAAAGAAUAACAAGCGUCAGAUGGCUACUAAGAUAGCUGUAUUUGGCCGCAUGUAGAUUUAGUUUGGGCUGUUGUAGCUUGCUAGUCAAGGGAGAGAAUGUCUUAGUAAAUCUUGUGUUUUUAUUUUUUCUUCUAAAAGAAAUCCUGUGCCAAAACAUGUAGAGCCAGUUCAUUUUUCAGAAACAUAUAGUUGUCUUCCAGAAGAAUAAUUACUGGCUGUUAUCAAACUUUUUUUAUUUAUAAUAAAAAAAAUGCCCAACUCUGUUGCCAGGAAUCAAACACAUUCUAGCAAAACAAAAUAUUUCUAGCUCUUUUUACUCUUUCAGUUCCCACCGCCUCCCAAAAUGCCCUCCCCUAACAUUCCUCGAUCCAAAGUAUUUCCACAUGAACCCCUAAUGCUAUCGAUGGGGUACAGAUUUUAUUUAAGACUGCUGAAUGUAAACAUCAGUGCUGAAGUAUUAAUCCCCAAGAAAUUGUGACCAAAUAAAGAAAAUGGUGCUAAAUGGCCAAACUCCUGUAUUAGUCACUCAUCACUGAUGGAGAACGUCGGCCGUUUAGUCUCGACGGUUACUGUGAUGCGGCACAAGGGACAAACUUCAAGACACUAAAUGUGAACAAGUUGAAUUUUACAUCAUGGCUUAUUUAAUGUGUGAAUCUUAUACAUAGAGAAUUUACAGAAAAUUAUGCCAUUAAAACCAAUUAAACUUUUAUUCUGUUAAUUAAUAAAUAAAUGUUUUAUCUAGUUCAGGGUGACCCAUGAAAAGUCAAGUAUCAUGAUCAACACCCAUAGCUGACUUAACUUGUUGAAGUGUCUGACAUCACACACACUUGCUUUUCAUUUUUUUGAUGUGGCGAGACGAGUCAAAACAGGAAUUUAUUAGUAAUGAAAGCGCACACUGCAGAUUUACAAAUAAAGGAUGUUUUUAUGCACUUUCCUGUAAAAUUUGAUGUUGUUAUUGAAAUAUUAUUUCAAGUAAUUUUUAGCCUUAGUUAAAAAUGUACUUUUUUGGCAUUGGAGCAAUUUACAAAAACACUUUUGCCAUUAAAGUCCUACCCACAGCACACUGUGGCCGGGUUUAUGCACUUCUCCACUAGAGUGUCAUAGCAGUGCAAUGCACAUUUAAUUUUCUUUCUUGGCUCAUUAUUCACUACAGAAUGCUUCUCGCAACUGAGAGGGUCCGUGGCGGAUGUUUGCAGACUGGCAGACCAACCACACGUAUUACCUAGUAGGU